Messenger RNA from Peromyscus leucopus (white-footed mouse), 3012 nucleotides. RefSeq names its product aryl hydrocarbon receptor nuclear translocator like (gene Bmal1). Gene Ontology annotation, cellular component: cytoplasm; aryl hydrocarbon receptor complex; transcription regulator complex. Gene Ontology annotation, molecular function: RNA polymerase II cis-regulatory region sequence-specific DNA binding; DNA-binding transcription factor activity, RNA polymerase II-specific; protein dimerization activity. Gene Ontology annotation, biological process: circadian rhythm; regulation of transcription by RNA polymerase II. The transcript is spliced from 19 exons. NCBI's taxonomy places the organism in Eukaryota, Metazoa, Chordata, Mammalia, Rodentia, Cricetidae. Bases 623 to 2503 code for a protein of 626 amino acids. The record is from RefSeq and is a predicted model, not a curated record.
UCCCUGCUGGGCUGGGAACAUGGCUUGCAGGAAGUUAUAGAGUAGCCCAUCUGUGAGGCCAGCCUCUCCCGUGGCUCCAACCCCGACAUUCUAGGUUAGCCCUCAGCACCAUCCAAGAGUGGAAUGCUGUGCUCUUUCCUCCUUCCACGACAUUAGAGGGCUUUCGGACAAAGGGAGGCUUUGUUUUCAUCACACAGAGCCCUGUAUUCACAAGUCCAGCCCCCAUAGCUCCAAGUGUGAUCUCAUUUAUGUUCAACCUCAGGGUUCCUGAGCACUUUGUGCUUCUAGUGGGACGGGGCAUACAAGUGCCACAAGCAGUCUGUCCCCAGGAUCUGCACAGCCAGUGCUUUUCAAGGAUUUUGGAAGAAGUUGACUGGCUGGAAGAAAGCUACAAAACAUGAAAGUCACUUUGAGGUGACCAGCAAGCACAGCGGUCCCUUGUGCCUCCCACGCUGGAUCGAAGCUUGAGAACUGUAACCUCAGAUGUGGGAACUCGGGCCCAGAGGGUGGGAGUGACAGCCCUGGUCCAAUCCUGUGGAGCUUGGAGCCCUUGGCAGCCCACUGGGCCACCCCUCUGCAGCAGGGUUUGGAGUUAGAGUCCCUUACAAGUACUUUCCUUCCAAUGGCGGACCAGAGAAUGGACAUCUCCUCCACAAUCAGUGACUUCAUGUCCCCAGGCCCCACCGACCUGCUCUCCAGUUCCCUGGGCACCAGUGGCGUGGACUGCAACCGCAAGAGGAAAGGCAGUGCCACCGACUACCAAGAAAGUAUGGACACAGACAAAGAUGAUCCUCAUGGAAGGUUAGAAUAUGCAGAACACCAAGGAAGGAUCAAGAAUGCAAGGGAGGCCCACAGUCAGAUUGAAAAGAGGCGUCGGGACAAAAUGAACAGUUUCAUUGAUGAAUUGGCUUCUUUGGUACCAACAUGCAAUGCGAUGUCCAGGAAGUUAGAUAAGCUCACCGUGCUAAGGAUGGCUGUUCAACACAUGAAAACGUUGAGAGGUGCCACCAACCCAUACACAGAAGCAAACUACAAGCCUACAUUUCUAUCCGAUGACGAACUGAAACACCUAAUUCUCAGGGCAGCAGAUGGAUUUUUGUUUGUCGUAGGAUGUGACCGAGGGAAGAUCCUCUUUGUCUCCGAGUCUGUCUUCAAGAUCCUCAAUUAUAGCCAGAAUGACCUUAUUGGCCAGAGUUUGUUUGACUACCUGCAUCCUAAAGACAUUGCCAAAGUCAAGGAACAGCUCUCUUCUUCAGACACCGCCCCCCGGGAGCGACUCAUUGACGCAAAGACUGGACUUCCGGUUAAAACAGAUAUAACCCCCGGGCCGUCCCGACUGUGCUCUGGAGCUCGCCGCUCUUUCUUCUGUAGGAUGAAGUGCAACAGGCCUUCGGUGAAGGUGGAAGAGAAGGACUUCGCCUCCACCUGCUCAAAGAAAAAAGCAGAUCGAAAAAGCUUCUGCACCAUCCAUAGCACAGGCUAUCUGAAAAGCUGGCCACCCACAAAGAUGGGGCUGGACGAAGACAACGAGCCAGACAACGAGGGCUGUAACCUCAGCUGCCUCGUCGCAAUUGGGCGACUGCAUUCACAUGUGGUUCCACAGCCGGUGAAUGGGGAAAUAAGGGUGAAAUCUAUGGAGUAUGUGUCUCGACACGCUAUAGACGGGAAAUUCGUUUUUGUAGACCAGAGGGCAACGGCUAUUUUGGCAUAUCUACCACAGGAACUUCUAGGCACGUCGUGUUAUGAGUAUUUUCAUCAAGAUGACAUAGGACAUCUUGCAGAAUGUCACAGGCAAGUUUUGCAGACAAGAGAAAAGAUCACAACUAAUUGCUAUAAGUUUAAGAUCAAAGAUGGUUCCUUUAUCACACUACGAAGUCGAUGGUUCAGUUUCAUGAACCCAUGGACCAAGGAAGUAGAAUACAUUGUCUCAACCAACACUGUUGUUUUAGCCAACGUCCUGGAAAGCGGGGACCCAACUUUCCCGCAGCUUACAGCAUCCCCCCACAGCAUGGACAGCAUGCUGCCCUCUGGAGAAGGUGGCCCAAAGAGGACUCAUCCCACUGUUCCAGGCAUUCCAGGGGGAACCAGAGCUGGGGCAGGAAAAAUAGGUCGAAUGAUUGCAGAAGAAAUCAUGGAAAUCCACAGGAUAAGAGGGUCAUCGCCUUCCAGCUGUGGCUCCAGCCCACUGAACAUCACAAGUACGCCUCCCCCUGAUGCCUCCUCUCCAGGAGGCAAGAAGAUUCUAAAUGGAGGGACUCCAGACAUUCCUUCCACUGGCCUACUACCAGGGCAGGCUCAGGAGACCCCAGGUUAUCCAUAUUCUGAUAGUUCUUCUAUUCUUGGUGAGAACCCCCACAUAGGCAUUGACAUGAUAGACAACGACCAAGGAUCAAGUAGUCCAAGUAACGAUGAGGCAGCAAUGGCUGUCAUCAUGAGCCUCUUGGAAGCAGAUGCAGGCCUGGGUGGUCCUGUUGACUUUAGCGACUUGCCAUGGCCGCUGUAGACACUACAUUUUGCUCUGGCAACAGCUACAGUAUCAAAGUGCAUUACUGGUGAAGUUUUACAGUCUGUGAAGCUUACUGGAUGGGGAGAGAACAGCUUUUAUGUACUGACUCCAUAAAAGCCAUCUCAGAGCCAUUGAUACAAGUCAAUCUACCAUGUGUAACUUCAGACAAAGUGGAACUAAGCCUGCUCCAGUGUUUUCUCAUCAUUGAGUUUGGGCUAGCUGUGGAUAGCUUGCAUUAAUUGUAUAUUUUGAAUUUUGUUUGUGUUGAAUUUUUUAAUCAUUGUGCACAGAAGCAUCAUUGGUAGCUUUUAUAUGCAAAAUGGUCAUUUCAGAUGUAUGGUGUUUUUACACUACAAAGAAGUCCCCCAUGUGGAUAUUUCUUAUACUAAUUGUAUCAUAAAGCUGUUUAUUCUUCCUUGUAAGAAUCCUUUACUAUAAAUAUGGGUUAAAGUAUAAUGUAUUAGACAGUUAAAUAUUUUUAAUAAAUGUUUCCCUUGUUCUAUAAA